CAAUAUUCCCAGUGCUAAUACUCACCCAGAGAAUAUGGGUAAUGAUGGUGGCAGCAUUCCAACCCGCCGCGAGCUUGUCAGAGAAGCCGCCCGAGCACCCAGCACAGCACAAGUUAAGGAAGCUCAGCGUGAGCUUCAGGAGCACUUCUGGACCACCUGUCCCUUAUCACAUAAGCCUCUUACCAGGCCCAUAGUUUCAGAUUCUGCGGGAAAUCUUUAUAAUAAAGAUGCCGUCCUCCAGUUUCUCCUCCCCGGCGACGAAGUGGAAGGGAUCAGCUCGAAGGCCGACUGCGAAGAAAUCCUCGGCGGGCGAGUCAAGGGACUGCGGGACGUGGUGGAAUUGAAAUUUGAAAUUGACACUGAGCGUGAUGGGUCGUCGAAGGACAAGUACAGUCGCCAUGAAGGAUGGAUUUGCCCUAUCACAGCCAAGCAACUGGGUCCUAAUGUGAAGUCGGUCUACCUUGUACCUUGUGGACAUGUGUUUUGUGAGGAAGCUAUUCGACAACUGAAGGGCGAUAGAUGCUUGCAGUGCAAUGAACCCUACACCGAAGAUAACGUCAUUCUCAUCCUCCCUACAAAAGACGCCGACAAAUCACGUCUUCUAGAAAGAGCCCAGAAACUUGCUGAGCAAGGCUUAACGCAUUCCCUAAAGAAAGCGCCCGGUUCGAAGAAGCGAAAGAAGCACGCCGACGGAGAAUUUGGAGAUUCAAAAUCGGCUUCGUCCCACACAAAGCAGGCUCCCAUUACCAGCGCACCGAGCGGAAUCAAGCAUGCCGCCACAGCGAUGCUAACUGCCCGCGUUCUUGACGAGGAAAAGGAGAAGAAGAAACGCCGGAAGAUGCUAGGAGCUAAUGAGAAUCUGGACAGUCUCUUUACGAAAAGCUCCGGGGAUGGUAAGUCCAAGCAGGGCAGUGAUUUUAUGACGAGAGGCUAUACCAUUCCUGCUGGGGCUCGUAGAUGAUCUCUCUUCUUAUUGAACCGUUCUUUCUUCUUCGCUUCUUCUGUCUGCAGGCGCACGGAUUCCAUAGGAUUGGUUUAUUGGGGAAAGGCUGCACAACCGGAAAGGCUAUACGUUUCUUAGGUAUUACGACAUUGUUGAUUAUCGUUGUUGGAUAGAUAGAUUUGUAAAUAAAUAUACAACAC
Messenger RNA from Monascus purpureus, 1143 nucleotides. NCBI's taxonomy places the organism in Eukaryota, Fungi, Ascomycota, Eurotiomycetes, Eurotiales, Aspergillaceae. The record is from the annotation of a GenBank genome assembly.